Apis dorsata (giant honeybee) is the source of this 4167-nucleotide messenger RNA. RefSeq names its product chitin synthase chs-2-like. Gene Ontology annotation, cellular component: cell periphery; cell septum. The annotation marks the transcript as partial. Gene Ontology annotation, molecular function: chitin synthase activity. NCBI's taxonomy places the organism in Eukaryota, Metazoa, Arthropoda, Insecta, Hymenoptera, Apidae. The record is from RefSeq and is a predicted model, not a curated record. The transcript has 18 exons.
AUUGACAAAUCAAGCACAAAGCGUAGUUCACACAUAGGAACCUAUCUCAUGAAAAGUGCUACGAGAUCAUUCAUUAUCGAUUAUUUCUUAUCGAGUAUUAAGACUCAGAAUUCGAUACGAUUUUAACUAUCGUAGCGAUUUCUAUCUUGGGAUGCAUUUAAAUAUUUUCCAUUAAAAAAAAAAAAUGCAUCCAUGCAAAAUAAAAAAUGGUUGAAUGUUUCUAUACAAAUUAUUAAAAUAUUUAUUUAUGGUAUUCUUUACUGUACUAUUUUUUGUAGUGGUUUAAUUAUUAAAUUUAUGUUCAUUUUUGCUAUAUCACAACUUAAAGAUGAAAAAUCUAUACAGUUUUGUGAUUAUUAUUCAAAAUAUGAUCAAAAAUUAGAAGCAAGAAUUUCCAAAAGAGGCAAAGUAAUUUGGACUUGGCAUAUUAUUUUUAUGUUUCUUAUACCAGAAUUUUUUACUAUAUUUCAUGCAAUAUGGAAUUUUUUAUUUAAAAAGAAAGUAAAAUUACCUAAGAAACAAAAUAUUUUAAUUCUUUUUUUUUUGGAAACAUUUCAUUCAAUUGGUAUAGCAUUAUUAAUUUUUUAUAGUCUUCCAAAACUUAAUUCUAUAGAUGUUGCUGCAAUUUCUAGUUGUAUUUGUUUUAUUCCUACUUUUUUAAAUUUAUUUACUCAGCAUCAUAAAUAUUCAAGUGAAAUUACUAUAUUCAUAUUAGUUCUAAUACUCAAUGUUUUAGCACUAAUUGCUCAAGGUUUAGGAAUUAUUUUAUAUUCUAUUUUAAAUGAUGCACAAGAUUCUCUAACAUGGAUUCUUCCUAUUUCACUCUUAUUAUCUUCUUGUCGUUGGUGGUAUAAUUAUAUAUCUCUUUAUAAUUAUUUAGAUUUUAUAAAAUCAUUAGCAAAACAUAAAACAGAUUUAUCAAAUAAUUGUUAUGUAUUACAAGGAUAUGUAGCAAUUUGGAGAUGUUUGAUUUUUAUUUCAAGUAGUAUAGUAAUUUUAAGUUUUAAAGAAAUUCAAAUACUAGAAUUCUUUGAAUAUAUGUGGCAGAAUACAUAUAACAUAGAAUUAAUUCAAAUACCAAAUUCUUCUCUUAGAGAAAAUGUGUCAUUAUCGAAUUUAUAUUUUAAUGAUAUUGUAGAUAUUAUUGCAGAUUCUUCUGCACCUUUAUAUAGCUUUUUAAUACAAGCAUUUUGUGGUUUUUUUAUAUAUCAAACAGCAAAAUUUGCAUAUCAAACAAAAAUGCAUAAGUUUGGUUUUGCUUUUCCAAUGAGUUUAGUUACUCCAGGAACAAUUUUUUUAAUAAUAAUAUUUUGUGUUUUAAGAAGAGAAGAUGCAUGUGCUUUUCAUAAUAUAAUACCAGAUUAUUUAUUUUUAAAUAUACCUAUAUAUAAUAAUAUAAGAGAAUUUCUUAUAAAUUGGCGUGUUUGGUGUUGGUUAACAUGGUGGUUAUCACAGAUUUGGAUUACAAAGCAACUUUGGUUUGGUGAAAAUGAAAAACUCGCUCCUGUAGAAAAAAUUUUCUACCAAUCUAGUUAUGAUUCAUUCUUGAUUGAUCAAUUUUUGGGAUUAAAUAAGAGAAGACAUGAAAAUAAUUAUAUUACAGAAAAAGAAGAAUUUUCAAAUAUUACAGAAUUUAAGAUUAGUAGUUCAAAAGAAAUGCAAAAUUUGAAUAAUUCUUAUUCAACAAUUUCUAAGAAUGAUUUAAGCACCAAAAGAAUUACUAAUGUUACUCAAAUCUAUGUUUGUGCAACUAUGUGGCAUGAAGAUAAAGAAGAAAUGAACAAAUUAAUUGGAAGUAUCCUAAGAUUAGAUAAAGACCAGUGUGCUAUGAAAGUCACACAAAAAUAUUAUAAAAUUUUUAUCAAUGAUUAUUAUGAACUUGAAACACAUAUAAUAUUUGAUGAUGCAUUUUGUUGUAUGCAUGGUUGUAUUGGAUUUUGUAAUCAUAAUGAAAAUGAAACACAAAUAAAUGAAUAUGUAGCAACAUUUAUAGAAACAAUACAAGAAAAUAUAAAGGAUCUUGGCAUAUUUUAUUUACCACCUACUAAAUAUCCAACACCUUAUGGUGGUCAACUUAUUUGGAAUUUACCUGGAAAGACAUAUCUAACAGUACAUCUUAAAGAUAAAAAUAAAAUUAGACACAGAAAACGAUGGAGUCAGGUCAUGUAUAUGUAUUAUUUUCUUGGAUAUCGUUUAAUGAAUACAUCAAUAGAUAUUGAUACUAAAGAAUUAAUGGCACAAAAUACUUAUAUUUUAACUUUAGAUGGAGAUGUUGAUUUUCAUCCAACUGCUGUUAAAUCAUUGUUAGAUUUGAUGAAAAAAGAUAAAGAAUUAGGUGCAGCUUGUGGAAGAAUACAUCCAAUAGGAAAAGGUCCCAUGAUUUGGUUUCAAAAAUUUGAAUAUGCUAUGGGGCAUUGGCUUCAAAAAUCAACAGAACAUACAAUAGGCUCUGUUCUCUGCAGUCCAGGCUGUUUUUCACUUUUUAGAAUAAAAGCUUUAAUGCAACAUAAUGUCAUAGCUAAAUAUGCAAUAAAAUCAACUGAGCCCAGACAUUAUAUUCAAUAUGAUCAAGGAGAAGAUAGAUGGCUUUGUACAUUAAUUUUACAAGCUGGUUGUAAAGUAGAAUAUUGUGCAGCAAGUGAUGCUUAUACACAUGCUCCAGAAUCAUUUAAAGAAUUUUAUAUUCAACGUCGGCGAUGGAUUCCUUCAACUAUAGCUAAUAUUUUUGAUUUAUUAAAUAAUUCAAAAGAGACCAGAAAAUUAAAUGAUAAUAUUUCUUGUUUUUAUAUAAUUUAUCAAUGGAUGUUAACAGGUAGCACAAUUAUAGGACCAUCUUUUAUUUACUUAAUGAUGGUUGGAGCAUUUGUAACUUCUUUUCAAUUAGAUAACUGGUUAAGUUUCUGGUAUAAUUCAAUUCCAAUCAUUAUUUUUAUUUUAAUAUGUUUUUUUUGCCAAGAACGUAUACAGCUUAUAGUAGCAGAAGUUAUCACUAUCAUAUAUGCUUUAGUAAUGAUAGUUGUAUUAGUUGGGAUAAUACUACAAAUUGCAACAGAUGGAUAUUUUACACCUAAUGCUCUUUUAUUUUUUAUUGUGAUUAGUCAAUUUAUAAUAACAGCUUUUUUGCAUCCUCAAGAAUUAUCAUGUUUACCUAAUGGAAUCAUUUAUUAUAUUACUGUACCUUCUAUGUACAUGUUACUAAUUAUUUUUUCUAUUUUCAAUUUACAUAAUAUUACAUGGGGAACCAGAGAAUCAAAAUCAAGACAAAUGUUAGAACAACAAAAUUUAAAAAAAUCUCAAUGUGAACAAGAAAAAACUACAAACUACAAAAAGUGGACAAAAUCUUGUUUAUCUCAUUUAUUUCAAUAUACAUUUUAUACAUACAAAAAUUCAAAAGAAAUAGAAGAAUAUUUAGAAUAUAUUUAUAAUUCUAUAAAUGAAAUUAAUUUUCGUUUAAAACAAACAAAGGAAUUAAUAAAUAUACGUAAUGAAUAUCUUUUAAAAUUUUUUAUGAUAAAUAUAACAUUUAUAAUAGCAAUAUUUUUACUGCAAAUAAACAAAGAUAUUUUGCGUUUCCAAUGGCCAUUUGCUAUUCUAUAUAAUAUCACCUAUGUUGAUGAAUAUGAAAUACAUAUAUAUAGAAAAUAUAUGCAUUUGGAACCAAUUGGAUGUCUUUUUAUUGUUGCAUUUGUUUUUAUUUUAUCAAUUCAAUUUUUAGCUAUGUUGCAUCAUCGUUUAAAUACAUUUGUCCAUGUACUUGCUAAUAUAAAAUUAAAUUUAUUUUAUCCUAUUAAGAAAAAAGAUAUAUCAAAUGAUAUUAACAUUCAUGCAAAAAAUGUAGCUGAAAAUCUUCAAAAUACAAUAGAUAUUGAGAGAAUAUUUAAUUUAAAAGACAAUAUUGCAUUUUCUUCUGGAAAACAUAAAACUGUUAGAGAAUUAAUAGAAGAUAAUCAAAAUUCUUCAAAAAGACUUUCCAAUUUUGAAAUACUUUUCCAUAAACAACUGCAGGAAAUUGAUAUAUCUGGAUUUUCUAAAACAAUAUCUUCAAAUAUAUUAAAAGAUGUAUUGGAAACAGAACAUCAUUCAAAUAUUUUGACAGAAAAUAAACCACAAUUGGAAAAUAGUAUAUCUAACAAUAAUAUAGAAAAGAAAAAAUUAUCAAAACAUUAU